Anoplophora glabripennis (Asian longhorned beetle) is the source of this 552-nucleotide messenger RNA. RefSeq lists its product as uncharacterized. The record is from RefSeq and is a predicted model, not a curated record. The transcript has a single exon. Bases 1 to 552 code for a protein of 183 amino acids. Lineage: Eukaryota; Metazoa; Arthropoda; Insecta; Coleoptera; Cerambycidae.
AUGGGCUCGACACAAGAGCAAAAUACGCGCCGACUAUUAGAAAACGAACCCCUUGGUGACAGAAAGCCGUCGCAGUUCCUCCGUCAUCUUCGCGGACUCGCGGGUGCUGCAUUCCCGGAAGAAGUGUUACAGACAUUGUGGCUAGGUCGCCUACCUAAACAGGUACAAGUUCUUCUUGCAGGGUAUAAAGAUCUUAGCCUGGACAAAAGAGCGGAAAUCGCGGAUUCAGUGGCGAAUGUGUAUGGCCCGCACGCGGAAGUGUCUGAAGCAACCACCGGCGUGGCCUCCAUAAAUGCACGUUUAGAUUACAUGCAAAACGCGCUUACUAUUGCACUUCAAGAAGUCGCUGCUAUAAAAAGUAGAUGCCCGGACGAUCCACCGCGACGUUAUACGCGAUCCAGGACCCGCUCACGUUCGAGAUCCCGCGACAGAGGACAGGAGAAUAACGGUAUGUGUUGGUACCAUUGGAAGUUCGGUCCGGAAGCCAAUAAGUGCCGAAAACCAUGUAAUUACAGUACAAAAGCUGCGGAAAACGAGAGGGGCAGUCGUUGA